UCGGUGCAGAGGAGAAAGAUGGCUGCCGCGCGCUGGACGCCCCCGUACGAGAUCUCCACCGCGGCCGCACAAGACCGACACUGAUGCCACGCGAGAUUGCCGCCGCCCCCGGACGACGAGACGUCCUCGCGAACAAGCUGAGCUCCUUGUGAGAUUCCUUUUUACGAUUGGAGAACAUGGCUUUGAUGACAUUCCUGGGGAAGUUCCGGCAGAUGCCUGCCAUGUGCCAUGAGCGCCUUGCCGAUGGUCUUGGAGCAGUACAUGAGGCAGAGCGUGACCGGAAUGCCAAGAAGAAGACGAGCGCCAUGGGGACGGCGGCGCGUACAGCUCGCCCAGCACCACCGCCAUUGUCAUAUAUCCCGCGGGUACCACUGCAGGAUUCCCGUGCCGUCGGCAUCAUCAUGGCGGUCUACAUCCUCCGGCGGGAUUUCAACCAGCAGCGCGGCGGCUGGGCCGAGAUCAACGGCUCUGGAGAGCAGAUCGGGGAGCGCAUCCUCUCGUCCGCGCGCCCCCCCCCCCCCCCCCUCCCCCCCCCGACCGAGCGGCCGUGAAGAGACGAGGAGAUCGAUCGAUCCAGAGUUCCAGAAUUAUUCGAGGCCAUUGUUGUCCAGGAAUAUCUGACGUGUGGGGCCCAGGUCAAAAAAUGGCCGAAAAAUAAACAAAAUGCUAUUUUGUCGACGAUUCAGAGAAAUGUGUGCUAUUUUGUCAAAGUAAAUGAAAGAUGUGCUUCUGGGACAAAGGACAAA
Molecule: messenger RNA, 746 nt
Organism: Brachypodium distachyon (stiff brome)
Lineage: Eukaryota; Viridiplantae; Streptophyta; Magnoliopsida; Poales; Poaceae
Exons: 2
Coding region: 177-551 (124 amino acids)
Source: RefSeq, a predicted model, not a curated record